Molecule: messenger RNA, 1987 nt
Organism: Chiloscyllium plagiosum (whitespotted bambooshark)
Lineage: Eukaryota; Metazoa; Chordata; Chondrichthyes; Orectolobiformes; Hemiscylliidae
Source: RefSeq, a predicted model, not a curated record
UACUACCUUCUAAGGAUGGAAGAGCUUACCCCCCCCCUCUUGGAUAAUUCUAUUCCCCUCUCUCAUCCAUCAGGUCAACCCGACUCCCAGAGGCCAAGCGAGAAGCUCUUUGGGGCAGUGGGAUCCUCCAUCCUGUUGCCUGGAUUCAACAAAGCUGAUUUUAAGAAUGUGGAACACGUCAAGUGGAUGUUUUCCGGAACAAGAAUUCUUGAUUACUACAGUGUAACAGAAAUACCCACCUUCACCAAUUUGUAUAAGUCUCGAACCACAUUCUUUUCUUCAAAUGGAUCACUGCUCUUAAAAGACAUCGCAAGAAGUGACAGUGGCCUGUACAAAGUGCAGAUUAAUUUGAAUGUCACCAAAGUCUUCCAGCUAAGUGUUCUCGUCGCACUGUCAGAGCCUCUCAUCAGCAAUAAUUCGACCGGCCUGGGCACCACCAUCGCGCUGGUCUGCCGGGUGGACGCGGGGUUCCCAGAUUCCUUCGUGUGGUGGAAAGACAGCACUGUGAUAGCGAAUGGUGAGCACUCUCAGUUCCUGAAGGGUAACAGCACCCUGGUUAUCACUGCGGCCAAGAAGUCUGACUGUGGCGACUACAUUUGCAUGGUGGAGAAUGCUGUGAGCAGGAAGAACGUUUCACAUCGGCUUCUUAUUUAUGGCCUUCCACAUCUGAUACAUAGUACAAUGGUAUUAUCCAUCAUUGCCCUGGUAUUUGCUGUCUCGGUCUUCUUUGGGAUAAUGUUCCUGUGUUUCCGUCUUGACACUGAGAGAAUAGAGAUUAAAUUUCAUGGAAAAGCACUUCGGUGUCUCCACGUGGCAUCCAUGCUGUCAUUAAUCACCCUGCUAGCAGCCUUUAUCUGCUGGAUACUGUUUGAAGGAUAUUGUGAAAUCACAAUAUUUAUGGUGGUGCUUUUGUGUGUCCUACUCAUACUGACCAUAUUCUCGACUUGUAGUAUGGUCACUUGGGAUUCAAAGCGUUUUAACAAGAUCUUGCGGUACAGGAUUUGCCGUGUUACGGUGGAUGCAGUAACUCCAGUCUGUGGGCUCGUUGUUGUGUGUGCAUCAGCGAUUCUGCUUGCUGAAAUUGCAAAACUAACCGGUAAAGGAUGUGAACCACCAAAUGAUCUACUAUCAAGUAUACUUCCUGCUGUCUUUGUGCCAAUGACGCUUUGUGGCGCAUUCUUUGCCCUUUAUGUUUAUAUAUACAGAAAACAGAGGAGAACGCAGCAACUGAGAGGCUCAGCUGAGGAACCAACUAAGGAGAAUCCCGACCAGCCCGUGGGACCUGAGCAGGUGCCGCUACAAGCAGUUUCUGAAGAAAAUGGAUUGAACACAAGGCACUGUGAGGAGGAACCCCAUCAGACCUAGCAGCACUGCCAUCCAACGUGGGGAACCCGAUCCCAAAUAUUGCCACCCUUUCACCAGGAAGAAUUCGCCCUAAAGGAAAAGGGAAGUGACAAACCCUGGGGGGGGGGAUGUGGGUAUUAUCGCCAAACGGUUCAUCCAGAGAGCCUGCUAAUGUUCCGGGCUUCAAAUCACAGAAUUUGGGUUCGAGGAUGAAUCUCAGAAUUGAACGUCUCCUGAUGGCCGUGAAAGUCUGGAGCAGAACGCCAUCUUGUUCAGGUUCGUCAGCAAAUCCUGUGUGUGAGUCCAGCCCCAGAGCCUCCUAACUGCUCUUUGAGGAAUUAGGGAUGGGCAUUGACUGCUGACCCAGCUAGUGACACCCACAUGCGAUGAAAGAUUAAAUUUUUUUUGAAAAAAGAGGUGUGGAACAGGCAAGAAGCAACUGUCCAAACUCAGGAACACUAAUCCAGUGAAGGGAUCUCAUCGGUGCUAACCAUAACGCGACCUCCGUCCACUGACUACUGUCCCCCACCCCCUUGUUUCAUAAGGCCAUUGCAACGGGAAAGCUCUCUGGCCCAGUGAAAAUCUGACCCUUGCAAUUUAAAAUGAAACUUCUCCAAUAAUAUCAGCCUCUUGGAGCACCGGU